Molecule: messenger RNA, 2064 nt
Organism: Loxodonta africana (African savanna elephant)
Lineage: Eukaryota; Metazoa; Chordata; Mammalia; Proboscidea; Elephantidae
Gene: KCTD14
Product: potassium channel tetramerization domain containing 14
Exons: 2
Coding region: 171-902 (243 amino acids)
Biological process (GO): protein homooligomerization
Molecular function (GO): protein binding
Source: RefSeq, a predicted model, not a curated record
CCUAGGGUCUCACCUCAAGCCACGUCAAGCCCAGGCCAAUUUCACACGCCUUAAGCACACCUUGGGCCCAGCCUCCCCAGCCCCGGGGCGGGGAGACAGGUGUACUUCCGCCCGCCACAGGAGCACGCUCAUGGCCGGGCCCUGUAGUGCAAGCCGCCGCCGGCGCCAGGAUGAGCCUGACCCCGGUGCCCCGGUCCCCGCGGCCCGGCCUGGCUGCGCCCCACGCAGGUCCGCCGACGAUGUCUCCUGUAGUGGAGCUGAACGUGGGGGGUGAGUUCUACACCACCACUGUGGGCACCCUGAGAAAACUCCCUGGCUCAAAGCUGGCAGAGAUGUUCUCCAGUUCAGCCAAGGCCUGCAUGGAUUCGGAGGGCCGCUUCUUCAUCGAUCGCUCAGGCACCUAUUUUGGACCUAUCCUCGACUUCCUGCGGAGUGGGCAGCUGCCCACUCAGCAUAUCCCAGAGGUGUACCGGGAAGCUCAGUUCUACGAAAUAAAGCCUUUGGUCAAGCUCCUGGAGGAUACUCCGAAGAUUUUUGGAGAGCAGGUGGCUCGAAAGCAAUUCUUGCUGCGGGUUCCAGGCUACAGCGAGAACCUGGAGCUCAUGGUGCGCCUGGCACGCGCUGAGGCCAUGGCGGCACGCAGCUCCACUGUGCUGGUGUGUGUGAUUCGCAACGAAGAGGAUGCUGUACAUUGCAUGGACGCUCUGCGAACCCUGGAGGAGGCAAACAAGAAGUCGGUGGUCAAGUUUGGUCCCUGGAAGGCAGCCCCAGACAUCAGUGACCUCCUGGACUGUGUGAAGAUGGACAUUGAGGCCCAGGGGUACCAGGUAUCUUAUAAGCGCUACCCAUACAGGGGCAAGGCGGCCAAUUACUUCUACACAUUCCUCUUUACCUGGUGGUGAUCCCUGGGAGUGUGUGUGUGGGGGGGUCUGCUCGCUAUGGGUUCCCAUGGGGUUUGUGAAAUUAAAAGUUUCCAUGAAAAGCCAUCUUCCUUUUAUUACGAAAACAAACAGAACGUCCAACUUGGCCUUCUAGAAUUCUUGCCCCCAAAUAUUUAUUUCCAUCUUGAAGACUUUCCACUCAUUACAACUGACCCCACUGUACUUGUGUAUAGAGGUGAAGGUGAACCCUUUUCAAAGCAUCAUGUACCUGACAAAGCCUUCUUUUGAAAUUGAGUAGCAAGGCUGAGAUAAAUUAGAAUGUUUCAACAAUGCUUUGGCAGAAGAUGGGAGAUGACAACAGGGAAAUAACACAGGAUACUAUGAAUCUAGGUAGUUUGGCCUAAGAAUGUAGUCUGUGCAGCCUCAGCUUGUAGCUCCUGGUGUGUGCCUUCAUGAAGAAAAUGCCAAAUUAGUACCUGUAGUCGAUGCUGCUCAAACACCUUUUACCAGAUUCUGUGAGUGUUGGCUGCUAGAGUUUCACAACUAUCUUCUCUAAAGCAGUGGUUCUCAAAGUGUGGUCCCUGAAUCAGCAGCCUUAGUGUCACCUGGCAACUUUUUGGAAAUACAAGUUCUCAGGCCCACCUCAGACCAUUGAAUCAGAAACUCUGGAGAUGAGCCCAGAAACCUGUUUUAAUAAGCCCUCCAAGUUAUUCUGACGCAUUCUAAUUUUGAGACUGACUGCUCGAAUUGUCCUCAGCCUGCAGGAGUUAACUUCUUUGCAUGGAGGUAUAAAAGUUUGGCCCCUUGCCUCAAGAGGAACCAACGCUGGUGCAUUUCCACUCCUGGAGCUCCUCAUGAAUCAGGUUUCCUGUCUAACAGGGUGGCCAACCAUCUCAGUUUGUCCUGGGUUUCCUGGGACACAGAUUCCAGUACCAAAACUAGGAAGGUUCCAGGAAAACUGGAUGAGUUGGCCACUGUACUGCUUACCCAUGUUUCUCCCACUUUGAGUUUACUUUUUGUUUCUAGAAAGCCCUUACCUAGUGACAGAUCCUAGAAAUAACCUGCCACUCAGGAGAAACUCAUGUACCUGCAAGAACCUGGCUUUUCCCUCCCUUGGGAUAACCACUGUCUCUAUCCAUGCUUUCACAAACUGUCUUAGUCAUCUAGUACUGCUAUAACAGAA